AGACUAUGAAGACUCCAAUGAGCUUAGAAGCUUACCCAGUGAUACGGAGGUUGAGGGAUCAUUUGCUAGAAGGAAGAAUGUGUGCUGGUUUAACCUUGCAACCGAUAUGGAUGAUCCACAAUUCAAGCUAGGGAUGAAAUUCGACAACGUCAAGAUUCUAAGGAAUGCAGUAGUUCAAUACUCAGUCAAAAAUUCUAGGCAACUAAGAUACGUGAAAAAUAUGAGGACAUAGUUGGGAGUUCGAUGUCAAGAUAAUUGCCCUUGGGUUCUGUAUGCGUACCAACAACUCGACAAGAGUUUUAGAAUAUAUACAUUGGUAGAUAAGCACACAUGUACCAUGGUGUGGCAAAAUAAAAGGGUUAAUUCAGGUUUUCUGGCAAAGAAAUACGUGAGAAAAUUUAGUCUAAUCCCAACAUUCCAAUGAGUAGUUUUAUGGAGACUGUGAAAGAGGACUGCAUGUUUGAGAUUUCAAAGCAUCAGUUCUACAGGACAAGAUCGAAAUGUGCAGAAAUUAUCAAUGUGAUUGUAGCUUAGCAGUAAAAAAUUUUAUGGGAUUACGGUGAGGAAUUGAAGAGAAUAAAUCCAGGCAGUACAGUGUAAAUCGAAGGCUCGGGACAUACUUUUAAGAGAUUGUACAUCUGUCUGCAUAGGGGCUUGUAAGGAAGGGUUUAAGGCUGGGUGCAGGCCAGUUGUUGGAUUGGAUGGAUGCUUCGUAAAAUCUGCAGAAUGUGGGCAGUUGGCAGCUGUUGGCAUCGAUGGUGAGAACUGUAUGUUCCAUUAGCAUGGGCAGUUGUGGAUGCAGAGAACAAAACAAAUUGGCAAUGGUUCAUGGAAUUGUUAGUUCAUGACAUAGGGAUGCACAACCCUUGAGUUUGGACAUUCAUUUCCAACAAACAAAAGGGUUUGAUGGAUUCCAUAAGUCAAUACUGUGAAGGAGCAGAACAUAGGUGUUGUGCUAGACAUCUUUAUAGCAAUUUCACCUUGGCACACAAAGGUCUGGUCCUUAAGAACCUAUUUUGGACUGCAGCAAGGGCAACAACAGUGCCAGAAUGGAAGAGUGCAAUGAAUGAGUUAAAAGACAUAAGUGAAGAGGCUUACAACUGGUUCUUUGAAAAACCUCCUUCCCAGUGGACCAGAUCCCGUUUUGAAGAGCAUUCGAGAUGUGAUAUUCUUCUUAAUAAUUUGUGUGAGGCAUUCAAUUCUUCUAUUGUUGUUGCCAGAGAUAGGCCCAUCAUCUCGAUGCUAGAGAAAAUUUGGCAUCAACAAAUGAUAAGGAAGAAUGUAAAAAGGGAAGCAGCACAGAGGUGGGAUCAUGCAUUCGGGCCAAGAAUUGUGAAAAUCAUUGAGAAUGCUACUUCUGAGGCAAGGUACUUGAAGGCACUCUAUGUAGGCAACCAUAAGUUUGAGAUAAGCAGCAGAGACGAUUUGAGGUGGAGUGUUGACUUGACAAAACAUGCAUGUGCAUGCAGAAAAUGGCAGUUCACUGGAAUACCAUGCCCCCAUGCAAUAUCAGGCAUGCUUUCAAGGGAUAUUGGCAUAUAUGAGUACAUCGACCCAUGGUAUAUGAAGGAAACAUACCUUAAGUGUUACUCCCCAGUGAUCCACUCGAUGUCAGGGCCUGAACUGUGGCCAGAAUUGGGAAAACAUUCUCUCAAUCAACCUUAGAAGAGAAAACAGGCUGGCAGACCCAGAAAAUAAGGAAGAGGUCACAGGCAAAGCCACCUACAGGAGUUAAGAUGGGAAUGACUGGCAUGAAGAUGACGUGUAAACGCUGUGGAGGGUCUGGACAUAACAAAAGAAGCUGUAAGGGGGCACUGCCUAGUGAAAAUAGUUCACAGCAACAGUCUCAACCAACCACACAUACAGAGUCCUACAAGGAUACACAUACCAGAUCAGCGAAGGGGAGAGAAAAACACAUUCAACGGAAACCUCCAAGUCACAGACAAAGAAGUCCAACAAUAGAGGAUCGAAAUCUUGAACAUCAUGUGGUUUCUCUUGUAUAGUUACUUUUUUGGGAAAAUGUUGUGAUUUUUUGUAAACUGAACUGGAAAUAUGUGCUUCCAAUGCUGUUAUUUUGUAGAUGUAACUGGAAUUUCUGAUGAAAUUAUUGAAUGUGAUGAUAAUGUUGAUGUCGAAUGACUUGCAUUAUG
Molecule: messenger RNA, 2150 nt
Organism: Olea europaea var. sylvestris
Lineage: Eukaryota; Viridiplantae; Streptophyta; Magnoliopsida; Lamiales; Oleaceae
Exons: 2
Coding region: 907-1665 (252 amino acids)
Molecular function (GO): zinc ion binding
Source: RefSeq, a predicted model, not a curated record